AUGGAUAACGGCUUUGACACCUCACCUAACCUGGCCGGCUUCUUACACUCAGAAGACGAGUCAAUUUUCUAUGAUGAAGAUCUACGUCCACUACGCGAUGAUGCAGCCUUCCGCGAGAGGCUCCAAGAGUUGGAGCAACCGGGUGAUGAUCGCAGCAGCGCUUCCUCUGAAGCCUGGAUCAUAAGGAGCACGAUCAAGGAUGAGAUAUCCAGGUCUGGAAAGUUGGCAACCCAUGACGGUAGUGACCAGCCAAUAGGAAUUGAGCUGCCAGCGGGUUCUAUUGCGGUCGCUCCUGACGGGACAGUAACCCAGGGUCAUAGGCCUGAACACCUGUCGUUGACGCAGUUAAUGCUCAGAGACGUUGUUGGUAUAAAGAAUCUCAGACUGUCCAAGAACCGAGGAGGGGAUGCACACUCUUCCCUUCUUCCAUCCUCAUCGCAAGGCCUUUCCAGCACGAAACCCGCUACAUGCCCAACGUGUGCAUGUCUCCAAGAUGUAUAUGGCAAGACCACUCUGCAGGAGCUACGACGAUCCCAAGACAGAUGUAAAUAUUGCCAACUUGUUGUUCAGAUCCUCGAGUUCUACAAGUCUGGUCUCGACGGAGAGAACAGGGUCCGGAUAUUUGCACCUCUCACUAAAAACGACACUCUUCGUAUCUGCUGUCAGUGCGGCAUGGCGAGGGAGUCCGAGAUACCUUUCAUGAUCGAGGUUUUUGACUUACCUAGUCAUCGUCCCUUGUACCCGCCCAUCAAGCCCGCAGCCGACAUCUCCGGCGAUACUUCCUCCCCAGAAGCGUUUGCCAAAGCUCGUUAUUGGCUUCAACACUGCGUUGAUGACCAUAAGGGCUGCGCGUCCAAUACCAACGUCCGCCUUCCGACCCGCCUAGUCAGAAUAAGACGUGACCCUUUCACGCAUUUGACUACCAUCAAACUUAUUGAGACCAACAGUUCUUUUGGUCGAUAUGCCUGUCUCAGUCACUGCUGGGGUCCUCAAGGCUCCUCCGGCCUCCUCCGUACGACAUCUGCCAACUACGAGGCCCAUCUCAAUGCAAUCCCGAUACAAUCCCUACCGCGGACGUUCCAACACGCCCUAAUUACUACUCGUCGUCUUGGACUUGACUUGAUCUGGAUCGACUCACUAUGCAUUAUUCAGGGGGAUGAGGCCGAUUGGACUCGAGAAGCCGCGCGCAUGGGGUCAUACUACUCCAGCGGCUACGUUACCAUUUCCGCAUCCUGGUCUCCCCGACCUUCGGGAGGAUGUUUCAACCUCUCUGAGCCAGAGUUCAUUGGACGCCGACUUCCUAUCCCUGACAGUUUUAAUUCUGUCUCUGUCCGUCGAGUGUUGGACCAUGGGAGCCGCUGGCCGCUACUACACAGGGGAUGGGUUUUCCAAGAGAGGAUGCUGUCACCUCGAGUUCUACAUUUUGGUUUGAGAGAAAUUGUUUGGGAGUGUCUCACCUGCACAGCAUGUGAGUGUGGCAUGAGUGACGCCUUGCAGGCAGAAUUGUCAAAUAAGCGCGAAUAUACACAAGCGAUGGGCAACACAGAGAGAGACAGGUUGAAAGAUGCGUGGAGAGACAUGGUGCAACAAUACAGCGGACUCGAUCUGACGUUUGCAAGCGAUAGAUUCGCAGCUAUCGCUGGCGUUGCAAAGCAGAUGCAGGGGUACCGACAUGCCAAUUAUUUUGCAGGACUGUGGGAGGAUUCCAUGAUAGGAGACAUGCUGUGGAGAAGCUUUCGAUCACCAGGGGAACAAAUGAAACCGAGGAAUGAAGGAAACAAAGCUCCAACGUGGUCGUGGGCUUCAGUGGAGGCGCCAUGGAUCACCUAUGAGCAUUUGGGGACGCGCCUGGGAGCGAGAGGAAGGACUGUCUCGUUUGAAAGGAUUGAGGACACGUAUGCGAAGAUUUUGAGUAUUUCAGGCGAACCGCUUGCGGAUGGAAGCUUUGGGGAUAGCGAACUCGGUGCUAUUAUCAUUCAAGGAAGCUGCAUUAGGGGACGAGUAGUUCAUCGCCCCUUGCAUCAACCUCCUAGUUCAGAUAUACCAGCCAGGGGUACUAGUUAUUCUGAGUGGUACGAGGCAAGGAAGCACGAACUGAAAGCUGAGAUUGUUCUGGAUGAUGGCUACGAACCGAGGUUUCACACCGACUACGGGUUGAAUGGCCGAAGACAUAUGAUCGAGUGGGAUUAG
Fusarium vanettenii 77-13-4 is the source of this 2190-nucleotide messenger RNA. RefSeq lists its product as uncharacterized. The record is from RefSeq and is a predicted model, not a curated record. Bases 1 to 2190 code for a protein of 729 amino acids. The transcript has 2 exons. Lineage: Eukaryota; Fungi; Ascomycota; Sordariomycetes; Hypocreales; Nectriaceae.